Bombyx mandarina (wild silkworm) is the source of this 2192-nucleotide messenger RNA. It is a transcript of the gene Nup50, whose product is annotated as nuclear pore complex protein Nup50. Gene Ontology annotation, cellular component: nuclear pore. Gene Ontology annotation, biological process: intracellular transport. The record is from RefSeq and is a predicted model, not a curated record. NCBI's taxonomy places the organism in Eukaryota, Metazoa, Arthropoda, Insecta, Lepidoptera, Bombycidae.
UGAUCGGAUACAGAUACAUGCCGAAACCAUUAUUAAAGCAAUUAAUUUAAACUAUCAAUAAGCUAUCAAUUUAAUUUAAGAAAAUCGCGUUAUUCUGAAAUGGAAUGCUCUAUAUGACUGGUGUCUUAGAAAUUAUAACGUGUUAAUUGUUUGCUAUCCCCGGUAAUCAUGUCUGUAAAACGGCAAGCCACGACGGAUUUGAACCAUGAAAAUUGGGAUCAAGAAGAUCCUGAAGAAAAUAAGGAGAUGGGAACUUUUAAAGCUGCACCCAAGGAUAUACUGGAAAAGCGUGUUAUUAAAACAGCAAAAAGACGAACGACGGCCCCUACUGAUGAGAAUAAAAAGACUCAAGGGCUAUUCAGUGGUUUUGGUGCAUUUAAUAAGGCUCCAUCUUCAUUUGAUUUUCUGGCAAAUUUGACUAAAGAUAGUAAAAGUAAUGCUACUACAACAAGCGCUGAAUCCGGAUCUGCAGGAUUGUUUUCAAACAAAUUGUCGAAUGACUCUGGUAGCCUAUUGAGUCCCUCUUCUGCACCAAUUAACACACCCUUAGGAACAUCAACAUCUCAAACACCUACUCUAUUCAGUAGUGCUACAAGCACAGUUACAUUUUCUUCUGUGUUUACAACUACCAAAGCAGGUCCUUCUGCUACUGAUUCUCUUUUCAAAGUACAACCUACUUUGAGUACAGCCACUACUGCAGUUCUAAAUGCCACAAAAACUACAACGACACCAGUUCCAAAUAUACAGGCUACAUCUAGUAUUUUUGGUGUAUCACAAAACAAUACAGUCAGCAAAUCCUUGUUUUCAACGACAAAUAACAGUUCCUCAAUUUUCCAAACACAAUCUACACAAAGUCCCUUAAAUGAUGCUACCUUUGGAACAAAUAAACAAUCGAAUACAAACAUCACUCAAGGAACUGAAAAAAAAGAGGAACAAGGUGACAAAAAAUUAAAAUAUUAUGCUAAAUUGAAAGGCUUGAAUGAAUCUGUAUCAGAUUGGAUUAAAAAACAUGUGGAUGAAACACCUUUAUGCAUCUUAACACCUAUAUUUAGAGACUAUGAAGCAUAUUUAAAAGAAAUACAGGAAGAGUAUCAUGGACCAGAUGGUGAUUGCUCUGAAAUUGAGACAAAAAAGAAUGUUAAUUCAGAAACAAAAAAUCCUGUUGAAAAAUCAAAAAAUGGCAUUUUUUCUGAAUCGAGCAGAGAUCUAACAGUGUCAGGAUCAUCAAUAUUUAAAUUAGAUCCAUCUAAACCAUUUUCAACCACACCAUUAAGCAGUUCUUGCAAUAUGCUUGGAGACAAACCAAAAGGAUUUUCUUUUGGUAUAAAUACAGCUACAAGCACUAUAAAUAGCAUUCCAGCAAUAAGCACAGGGUUCUCUUUUGGGACUUCGUCCACAAAUUCCAAUAAUAUACAAACAUCAAAUACCUUUUCUUUUGGAUUAAAGUCUAGUCCGUCUUCUGAUGGUUCUCCUCUCAAAUUUGGAGCCCCAUCAUUAACUUCUACCAAUACAAAUAACACAGAGCCCGCAAAUCAGGAAGAUGAAGAUGUACCUCCAAAAGUAGAAUUUACACCAAUUGCUGAAGAAAACAGUGUUUUUGACAAGCGCUGUAAAGUAUUUGUGAAGAAAGAUGGUAAUUUUGUGGAUAAAGGUGUUGGAACACUUUACAUAAAAAAAAUCGAAAAUAGUGACAAACAUCAACUACUAGUCAGAGCAAAUACUGCUUUAGGUAAUAUACUACUUAAUUUGAGAUUGUCUGCUGGUAUACCUACACAAAGAAUGGGUAAAAAUAAUGUUAUGAUAAUAUGCAUUCCUACACCUGACUCUAAGCCUCCUCCCACCUCUGUAUUAAUAAGAGUCAAGACUCCAGAAGAAGCAGAUGAAGUCCUUGAAACUUUAAACAAGUAUAAAGCAUAAAAUUGUUCUAACGCUAAAUAAUCCAUAUUGAUGUCAUGUAAAGUUAUUUAUUUUUAAAUUUCUGGUUAAGUAUUAUAAUUAAAUCAAAAGAAGCAAUCUACUUUGUAAUUGCCAUAUAAAAUUUCUACAUAAAGAUUACAUGGCCUAUAAUUUAAAUUAGUAUAUUUAGUACACAGAAAGUAUGGUUAACAUACAAAACAUCAUUAACAGUAUCUAGGAUGUUCAUUGGUAGAUAAUGUAUUGGACUGUAAAAAUAAAUAUAAUCAUGAAUAGUG